Engraulis encrasicolus (European anchovy) is the source of this 987-nucleotide messenger RNA. Its product is annotated as protein Wnt-8a-like. Lineage: Eukaryota; Metazoa; Chordata; Actinopteri; Clupeiformes; Engraulidae. Gene Ontology annotation, biological process: cell fate commitment; multicellular organism development; canonical Wnt signaling pathway. Gene Ontology annotation, cellular component: extracellular region. Gene Ontology annotation, molecular function: cytokine activity; frizzled binding. The coding region runs from base 13 to 987 and encodes 324 amino acids. The transcript is spliced from 5 exons. The record is from RefSeq and is a predicted model, not a curated record.
AACAGUGUGCUGAUGUCCGGACCGAAGGCUUCCCUGACAUAUGCCAACAGCGUGCAAGCGGGUGCACGGAGUGGGAUAGAAGAAUGUAAGCAUCAGUUCACGUGGGACCGUUGGAACUGUCCAGAGAGCGCGCUGCAACCCACGGCCUCAGGAGGAACGCGCGCUGCCACUAGGGAGACGUCAUUUGUCCACGCCAUCAGUGCAGCCGGGGUGAUGUUUACACUGACGAGGAACUGCAGUCUGGGGGAGCUCGCCAACUGCGGAUGUGACGCGUCCAGAGAGGGCAAAGCAGGUGGGGGAGGCUGGGUGUGGGGCGGCUGCAGUGACAAUGUGGACUUUGGGGGGCGGAUCUCCAGGCAGUACCUGGACACUCAGGAGACGGGACAGGACUGGAGGGCACGCAUGAACCUGCACAACAACGAGGCCGGCAGACAGGCUGUGAAGGCCAAUAUGCGUCGCGCGUGUCGGUGCCAUGGGCUCUCCCAGAGCUGCAGUGUGCACACUUGUUGGCUGCAGCUCGCUGACUUCCGGGAUGUCGGUAACUACCUGAAGGUCAAGUACGGCCACGCGCACAAGCUGGAGCUGGACAAGAGGCGCGUGCGCGCAGGCAACGUGGCCGACAACCGCGGCGUUCUGACAGACGCGUUCGGCAGCAUCUCGCGCACCGAGCUCGUCUAUUUGGAGGACUCGCCAGACUACUGCGCGAGGAACCUGAGCCUCGGUCUCCACGGCACCGAAGGACGCGAGUGUCUGCAGAGCGGCGACAAUCUUUCCCAGUGGGAGAAGCGCAGCUGCAGGCGCCUCUGUCACGAGUGCGGCUACCGCGUGGAGCAGCGUCGCGUGGAGACCUCCAGUAGCUGCAACUGCAAGUUCCACUGGUGCUGCACAGUCAAGUGCGAUACCUGCACUCAGGUAAUAGUGAAACACGUCUGCGCACGAAAGCACGGAGGCCAAAGUCGGAGAAACCGUGGGAAAAAGCAUAUGUAA